Molecule: messenger RNA, 1133 nt
Organism: Charadrius vociferus (killdeer)
Lineage: Eukaryota; Metazoa; Chordata; Aves; Charadriiformes; Charadriidae
Gene: MRPS18A
Product: mitochondrial ribosomal protein S18A
Exons: 6
Coding region: 1-483 (160 amino acids)
Biological process (GO): mitochondrial translation
Cellular component (GO): mitochondrial small ribosomal subunit; ribosome
Molecular function (GO): structural constituent of ribosome; small ribosomal subunit rRNA binding
Source: RefSeq, a predicted model, not a curated record
AUGGGGAACGUUGUGGAGGUGACCGAAGGCAACACGACCACAAUUGAAGGGAGAAUUAUAGAGGAUGCUGAAACACCAACUCCGCCAAACCCCUCUGGCCAGUGCCCCAUCUGUCGCUGGAACCUGAAGCAUAAGUAUGAUUAUGUGGAUGUCUUGCUGCUGAGUCAGUUUAUCCGAUCUGAUGGAGGGAUGCUGCCACGAAGGAUCACAGGCCUCUGUACAGAGGAGCACAAGAAGAUUGCUGUCUGUGUGCAGAUGGCUCACCGUGCAGGUUUGUUGCCAAACCACAGGCCUCCGCUUCCUGAAGGGCAUAUUCCCAAGAAACCCAAGCUCAACAGGUAUCUGACCCGCUGGUCCGUCAAAUCUGCAAAGCCCAUCUGGAAGAGGGGCCCUAAGUGGUGCAAAAAACCCAUGCCAAUCGGACACCCUUUGCUGAAGGAUAAUGUCAAAUAUACACACAAGCCUCUCUAUUUAAACCACUAGUGGCCAGAACUGGCAUACUGAGUAAGCAUAGCUGUUUUCCACUGUUCUGCUUUUGUUUCAAGUUUGUCAGUAUCUCCAUUUUUCUUAUUCCAAAACUGUCGUUAAUACUCUACAUUGUCUCCAGUGAAUGAGCUGCGAUCUGCUCUAGGAAAAUACAAAGCAAAUUUCAAUGUGCAGAAUGAUUUGGAGAAAGCAGGGGGCAAAGACUUCUACCUCGAAGCCAGAAAGGAUCUGAAGGCCUUUGUUUCAUUAUGGUCCACAAUUGGGUUCGGAAAAGGAUGUUUCCUUCUUUUUCCAGCAAUGAAUUGUGAUUCCUCAUUAACGUGUGUUUCAACUCAGAUUUGCCUUAUUUGAGCUUUUGUACCGGUGAUACUGAUGGAGGAAAAAGUCUCCUGCAGCAUUAUGUUUCCUUGGCAGUAGCAGAAAUUGUUAAUGACUACUGAAAUUAAUUUUUUUAAUAAUCUGUACUAUCUAUAAUUUGCAGCCGAACACCUGUGGCAGUGGCAGACAGCCAUGUGUGCAUCUUACGUGUCCUGUUAAGGAUUCUUGGCUUGUGCUUCACUCCUGGAUCUAGCAAAUAUAGAAUGUUGACAUCCUUGAUGACUUGGCCUUUUUUUUUCCCCUUGCAAAUAUAUUUGCCACAAAUCUUC